GUACCCCCCCUACCCCCGCUGUUCACAUAUAGAAAGGAGAAGGCGAGGUAAAUGUGCUGGUAAAAGUAUUUGGCGCCGAACUACAAAUCCCGAGGUAUAUAAGCGGCGACGAAGGUGGAAACGUGCAGUCACUUCAAGAUGAAGGUCCAGGUUCUGUUGUCAACCGUGCUGCUGCUGCUGGCGGGGCAGGCGUGUGCCAUCGGGAAAGGCGGCGGCGGCGGCUACAAGAAGGGCGGCGGCGACAGCGCUCCCCCGAGCUACGUGAUCCACAAGCCCUUCCUGGAGCACGUGCCCCAUGUAGUGCACAAGCCCGUCCUGGUGCACAAGCCCUUCGUGGAGCACCGCCCCGUCGUCGUGCAGAAGCCCAUCAUUGUGCACCACAAGCCAGUCGUGCAUCACGUGCAGGAGUGGAAGCUGGUGACCGUGCCGAAGGUGACUUAUGAGGCCGUGUACAGCCGCCCUGCUCCCGAGAGCGGCAAGGGCAAAGGCAAAGGCAAGGGCUUUGGCGGUUUCGGCGGCUUUGGCGGCUUCGGCGGUAAGGGAGGCAAGAAGGGCGGCGGCGGCGGUGGCGGCGGUUACGGCUUCUGGUAAUCUGCAGGGAAGCCAAGUUACAACAUUAUCUUGACUUGCAAGAUGACCAGAGACUGGAAACUGCCCAGAUGUCGUUACCUCAUUUGUCGUUAGGUUAGUUCCCGUAGCGUGGUGAGGCAGCCAUGAGUUUAGGGUAUAAAGCAGUUUGAUACUUAAACAGCAAACGUUUUCUAUGAAAAGGGUUGUUUUGCUCAUUUAGUCUCGUUAUCUUGCUUUAUGUUUCUCUGUGUGUAAGGUAAGCCUAAUUACACUUUGUUCUUGUUAACUUCUUUAGUUUUAUACUCAUUUGUCUUGUGUAUAUACAUUUACCUCAGAUGUUUUGUUUACUUCUGUUUUACAACUUCACAUAAUAAAACUAUUGAAAUAA
Penaeus indicus is the source of this 958-nucleotide messenger RNA. RefSeq names its product probable H/ACA ribonucleoprotein complex subunit 1. The record is from RefSeq and is a predicted model, not a curated record. Bases 139 to 591 code for a protein of 150 amino acids. The transcript is spliced from 2 exons. NCBI's taxonomy places the organism in Eukaryota, Metazoa, Arthropoda, Malacostraca, Decapoda, Penaeidae.